GAAUGGUGGUGGGUCACUCUCACUACUCACCCCCACAAUCCUCCCAUGACAAUUGAGUAGCAAAGUAGGUGUAUGUAAUAGGAUGAUCCCUACACCAUUAAUGACUCCUCACUAGUUCCAAAAUUUCCAAAAUUUCACACACCCUGGAAUCUCACUUUCACAGCCCAAAAUCCAAAAUCACAAAAAAAUGACAACACCAGGAGAAAAGCUACAAGAAAUUCAACCUCAAACUCACAAAAUGCAAAAAUCCCAACUUUACUUCAAUCCAUUGAAGACCCUCUUCUUCUUGCUUCUUUUCAGCCAUGCCCAGAUGAGAUUUUGUUCUGGGGUUUCAGUUCUUGACCUUAAAUCAGUUAAAGAUAGUAACUUUAACCUAAUGGGGAAAAGGGGUUGUUCAGAAAAGCUUCAAGAAUGCUCAGAAAUGGUGGGUGAAGAAGAUUUGAUGGAUUCUGAAAGUAAUAGAAGGGUUUUGCUUAUGCAAAAGAAGUACAUUAGUUAUGGUACAUUGAAGAGGGAUUUGGUGCCUUGUAAUACUCCUGGUGCUUCAUAUUAUAAUUGUAAAGCUCCUGGUGCAGCUAAUAAUUACAACAGAGGAUGUGAGAUUAUUACAAGGUGUGCUAGGGAGGUCAGUGACAUCAAAUCUUGAAUUUUUAGCUGAGAAAUUUUAUGCAAUGGAAUUGGUAAAAAAGUUCUAUUUCUGCUUUUUUGAAUAUUGAUUUAGUUAUGUUUGGGACUUGUGGGGGUGGUUGUUUUUUUGUUGCUAAUGUUGUAUACUAAUAUAAAAAUUAAUGUAACCAAUGUUGCUAAAUAUAUUUUUUUGGUUCU
Messenger RNA from Solanum tuberosum (potato), 825 nucleotides. RefSeq names its product protein RALF-like 33. Gene Ontology annotation, biological process: calcium-mediated signaling. The record is from RefSeq and is a predicted model, not a curated record. Gene Ontology annotation, cellular component: plasmodesma. Bases 188 to 646 code for a protein of 152 amino acids. Lineage: Eukaryota; Viridiplantae; Streptophyta; Magnoliopsida; Solanales; Solanaceae. The transcript has a single exon.